Brenthis ino (lesser marbled fritillary) is the source of this 495-nucleotide messenger RNA. Lineage: Eukaryota; Metazoa; Arthropoda; Insecta; Lepidoptera; Nymphalidae. The record is from the annotation of a GenBank genome assembly.
AUGGCGGACUUUGAUGCUAUUUAUCCAGAGGAGACUGAACCUGAGGAGAAUAUAGAAGAGACGCAUGUGACAUUAGUGCCUGACCCUAUCGUCGUUCGAGGAGCUGGUAACAUGACAGUAUUUGGUUUAAGCAACCGCUUCAACGGCGAAUUUCCCUCUGGAUUGCAAUCUCGUGUGGCGCCAGAAGAAUACCAAGCGACGAUAGCUAGGAUCAACAGUGUUCUAAAGAAAACGUUGCCCGUCAAUGUGAAGUGGCUUUUCUGUGGUUGCGUGUGUUGCUGCUGUACACUUGGAUGCUCUCUAUGGCCGGUCAUUUGUCUUAGUAAACGGACACAACAUUCACUGAACAAACUGUUGGAAUGGGAGAACAGCCGGCUCUACAACAAACUGGGCUUGCGUUGGCGCCUCACUAAACAACACUGCGACUCUUCUUCCAUGAUGGAAUACGUUCUACUCAUAGAAUUCAUACCCAAAAUACCGAUAUACAGGCCAGAU